Cataglyphis hispanica is the source of this 3034-nucleotide messenger RNA. Its product is annotated as TRIO and F-actin-binding protein-like. NCBI's taxonomy places the organism in Eukaryota, Metazoa, Arthropoda, Insecta, Hymenoptera, Formicidae. The record is from RefSeq and is a predicted model, not a curated record. Bases 219 to 2045 code for a protein of 608 amino acids. The transcript is spliced from 6 exons.
AACAUUCGAUAUGUUAUUCUAUCAAUAUGAUCUCUGGAAGUCACAGUUCAAUUUAGAUUGUGUACUGGAAUAAAUUAAAAUUCUCGCAUCGUGUUUGCAAGACCAAAUUACGAUUAUUAAUGACGUGCAGUUUCGUAUGCAUAUGCAUUUUCUUGUAAUCUGGGUGAGAUAAAAGAGUACGUAGAAUUCAAAAAAGAAGCAAUUCUUCACAAUCUGAUAUGGAGAAGAAGCCUGAAUCUUCGAAUAUCGAAAAUGCCUCCGAGUCCGACGAGAAAUCAUCGUCUUUAUCGAGGCACGAUGUUCCGGAGACAUCGAUCGUGCAGGCUUCACUAAAUAUGGAAGAUAAUAUUAAAGAACGCAUAGUAAUUCAUUUUAUGGUGGAAUCUGAAUCUUCGAAUACCAAAAACUUCUCCGAUGAGACAUUAUCGUCUUUUUUUACACUGAAGCAUGAUGCUCCGGAAACAUACAUCGAGAAGGCUUCAAAUUUAGAAGCUUAUGAUAGCCAACCUUCUCAAUCUGAUAUUACGGAGGAGCAACCCAAAUCUACAAAUGUGGAAAAAAACAAUGAGUUCGAUGGAAAAUCAUCGUCUCCCUCUAUAUUAAGUCAUGAUGUUCCGAAGACAUCCAUCGAGCAGAUUCCAUCGAAUCCAGAAGAUUUUAUUAGCCAACCUUCUCAAUCUGAUAUUACGGAGGAGCAACCCAAAUCUACAAAUGUGGAAAAAGACAAUGAGUUCGAUGAAAAAUCAUCGUCUCCCUCUAUACCAAGUCAUGAUGUUCCGAAAACAUCCAUCGAGGAAACUCUAUCAAAUCAAGAAGUUUUUAUUGGAAAUUCUUUACACUCUUAUUUUUUAUCUUGUCUGAAAAAGCAAAAUGAAUCUUCGAAUAUCGACAAUUCUUCUAAAUUCACGAAAUUAUCUAUGCCGAAUUAUUCAAGAAUUAUGGUGUCCUCCGAACUCUUUAAUGAUAAUCAAUUUUCGCAAGAAUGCAUUCAAAAGAAUAAAAGUGACAAUAAAUCGAAUGAAAAUCAGGAUGAGAGGGGAUUGUCUAAUUCGGAUUCAUAUGCUGCUAUAAAAGAACAACAGAUUACAUCAAAAUAUGACUUGAAGUUAAAAUUUUCAUGUCUACAAGAAUGCAAUGAGAAGAAUAAAAGUGAUACUAAAUCGACAGACAAUCAAUAUAAGAAAGAAGAAAAACAUCCUUUAAUCGUUGAUAAUACAAAGUUUCCUUUGGGACAGCUUUUUACAAGACCACCUCUUACGAAAGACGAUUUUAUGAAAAAUAUCUUUCCAAAACGUACAACAACUGGUGAGGCUCAAAAAGACGAUUUUGUGAAAGAUAUCCUUCCAAAACUUACAACAACUGGUGAGGCUGAAAAAGACGAAAAACCAAAGAAACUUCGAUGCAAAAUAAAAAGAAGACCAAAGAAUUCAUCAAAAUUUUCUCUUUCUUGUCUUUUCAGUUUUAUAAUCCCGUCCAUAUUGAUUCUAUCUCUAUGUAUAUUUCCAUAUUUAUAUAAAUUUUAUAUCCAUUCUGGACUUGUGCGUAUGGACAAAAACGAUAGCACCUUUGCGACUGCCGUUGUUGAAUUGGAGGAAGGAAUACUCAAUCACGAUGCAACCAUAGGAGCCUUGAGCGAAUACCUUGAGCGAGAUAAGCCUCUUUUAAAAGUAAUAGCUCUCAGCGGUGAUACAAGCGUCGACAAACCAUACACGGUGAACAUUAUAAAAAAGAGAUUGCGCAAUAAGGGAAGCACUAACGAUUGCUUAUCUUCGCUUCCGCGCUUUGUUGUCUUGGAGAAUUUGCAAGCAGAGCAUUCUACAGUUGUUACAGAUUAUAUGAAAACGUAUCAAGAAGAAUAUGGCAAUCGGGAGUUCCUUAUAUUGGCUGCUUAUAAAAUUGAGCAGAUCGAUAAUAAUUUGACGCAUGCCGACAUUAAUCACGUUAUAAAUACCGUAAAAGAUACUUUUAUCAAAGCAAAUAUUAUGGUAAAAAUUAUUCCCUUCACACCUUUGACCGAAGACAUAUUAGAAAAAUAUAUAUUAUAAACGCUGCGGAAAAUAACGUUGUCCCAAGAUCAAAUCGAUUAUAAUAAAUGACAUUUGAUCGAAGAUUUUAGCGAUUGCCAAAAAGGAUACGGAUUGCUAUAAAGAUCAUAUAUAAUUGCUUUCAAAACGACGAGACUGCUCAAAUUAUUAUAUUAUAUCUGACAUAACAAUAUUUUAUUAAAAAAAUGUAUAUUUUUUCCUAUUCAUACCUGAUUGUAACAAAUGUAUGAUUAAAAAUAAUUUACAGUAUUUUUGUGGUUUUAUAAAAUAUAUCGAACUGCAUUUUCUGAAUUAUAUCGUCAGCUCAUUAUUCUUAUUUGAUUUUAUAAUCUAAGAAAAAUUUUCUUUAAUUUUCUACUAAAAGCCUAUUUACAAAUUUUACAGUUAUAAUUCGUUGAUAUAAAUACGUGAUAACAUUUUUAUGCAUUAAUUUUAUAUGAAUUGUAUUAAAAAAGAACAGUGAUUUUCGCAAGAGAUAAUGUAUAAUGUGUAAUUGUUUAACAUAUGUCAAGAGCGCUCAAUCAGCGUGCUGUUUCGAAUGGUUAAACAAAUUCACAUUGAUUAACUUCCAACAUGAGUAAUAUCUCGGAUUGUUGCUAAAUUUUAUUUGAUAACUACAUUUGUAUUUUUAGACAAAUGACCGCGAUUAUUGCGUAUGUAAAAAUCUUCGUAAUGACACAUAAUGCUCAAUCAUUAAGCGUUACGCUACACUACUUUAAUAUACCACCGAUCGUUCUUAUACAACUGAAAAAUUGCUUUAAUUAGAACCAUGCAAAUAAAAUAAAUAAUUUAGCGUUAAAAAUUACACACAAUUACAAAUCUGUAUAGAUUGACUGACUGUUAAUUUAUUUUUAUUGAUAAUUGCUUAAAUAUUAGAUAUACGGUGUGAAAGACAAAUGCGAAUAUUAUUUAAAUAUUCUGUGUUAAUUGUAAUUUAGUCGUAUUAGCAUUUACAUGUAUGUUUUAUUAAAUAUGAUUUUUUGCAUAAA